Ceutorhynchus assimilis (cabbage seed weevil) is the source of this 1987-nucleotide messenger RNA. NCBI's taxonomy places the organism in Eukaryota, Metazoa, Arthropoda, Insecta, Coleoptera, Curculionidae. The record is from the annotation of a GenBank genome assembly.
UGCCAACCUAUCCUUCAUUUGUCACAUUUCAAGAAAAACUAAAAAUGGAAAUAACCAAAUCAUUAUCAACAAUCACUACAAAAGAAAAGGAUCCGACGGCGGUCCACGUAUUUUUCGUAUGGUACAACGAGCUGUGUCGUCGUUUGACCAUAAGACCAACAAUCAAACCAGUCAAAUCCAAGUGCCAAACAGUAUUGGAUUUCGUAGCUGAAAAGCUGAAAUUGGAAGAAUGGAAUUUGGUCAUCAACGCUUUGCGUCUCGAUACUAGUUUACAUGUGAUUGCUAUACGAAGCCGAAUGGGCAAUUUUCAGUUUUUAUAUGAAGUUGACACAGAAGAAAAAGUCAAAAAGAUGGAGAAAAAAUAUGGACUUAUAUGGACUGCGUACGUGCUCAACCAAACCGUAAAAUCACUUUCAAAUUGCUUGAGAAACACACAGGUGCUUAGUUAUCUAGAGCUUGAUGGUUUACCUUUAUUUACUCAAUAUUUAGAGGCACUUUUGCAAGCCCUUAAAAGAAAUAAAACACUAAAAACCCUUUCGUUUGUAAACUCCUGUGACAUCGAAGACGUGGGUUGUCAACUAAUUUGUGACUAUCUCCGCAACAUUCCUAACGUAGAAGUACUUAACCUUUCUGGCUGCAACUUAACUUCAAUCAGCGGCGAAUAUCUGGCCAAAUUAAUCAAAUUUCAGCAAAUUAAUAGAUCUUGCGAAAGUUGGCACCAUUCCUUACGCUACACAGAACCAGUCAUCGAAAAAAUGUGCGGCAUCAAGCGCAUAACCAUAAAUUCGAAUCCAAAUUUCGGAGAUGCCGGCUUAAAUUUGAUUUUAGACGAGCUCGAUGACGAUUUAUGGGUAAAAGCUUUGGACGUUCAAAAAUGUGGAAUCACUGAUAGUGUUGCUGAAAGAAUUUUGGACGUUGUCGAGUACAAUAAGGUUUUGGAAAUUGUCGAUCUGAGACAGAAUCAGCUUUUGGACGUGGCUGUUGUAGAGAAAGUGAUAGAGGUUUUUUUUAAACGACAACCUUUUGGUUGUAAAUCGGAAUUUCAAUGGGGUCAAACGGCAAGGACUUUGUUAAAACAUUCAGCUAGCUGGUUUACAACGAAAACUAAUUCACUGGAAAAACUUCAUAAGGCAAAGUCGGCACCGAUAAAGCAGGCUUAUAAAAACUGUGACUUAUCUAUUCGGAAAAUAAAAACUUUAUCCACAAUUCAAAAAAACGAUGAUGGAAUGGAACAGCAAAAAGGAGUGGAAAGUGGUGGUCAGUUGAGGUUACUUGGUCAAAUGAAGAAACUUGAAAUUAUAUUACCGGCUAUUGCCGAACGAAAAGAUAUGGAACAAAGCAGUAGGGUCAGUGAGAGCUUAUUUCUUUUAUAAUGUAAUAAGAGAUAUGUGUCAGGCAGAAUGUUACUUUUAUAAAAACCGUUUUUGUUAAGUAAAAUUUUAUGAAAAGUAAUUAGCUUUUUAAAUCAGGUAGAUUGUAGAUUGGUAUUGUAUUUUACUGGGCAGUGUCCUGUGAGCAGUCCCACCACCAAUCUGAUGUCUGGUCUGCUCAUGCUUAGGAGCUGUUCAGCUCUUUUUGCUGAAAGGGUAAUAAACCUUUUUGACUGUCUGAGUCCCGGUGUGUGCCUCCAAUAUGAUGACAGUUGGUCUUUCUCCCAUUUGUUGAGUUCUUCCAUGAUGUGGCUUUUCAUUAAGCCACAGUAGGGCUCUGGUCCAUGGUAUGGUGUUGAGGCCCCUUCCUUUGCGAGGCCAUCUGCCUCUUCGUUUCCUUCUAUGCCUCGAUGACCAGGCAGCCACAUCAGCGUUACCUGGUUAUGUGUCGCUAGUGUUUUUAGGGUCUGUUUACACUCCCAGACUAGUUUUGACGUGCAUUUGAAAGCGCUCAAGGCUUUUAAGGCAGCUUGGCUGUCCGAUAGUAUGAAGAUGUGUUUUCUUUUGAGGCUUUGGUUAAGACACUCUUGUGCACAUAUAUCUAUGGCAAGCAGUUC